AUGGAAUUGCUCAUUGAACACGAACAAAUAUUACCAACAGCACCAAGAGAAAUAUUCGAAGGUGAAAGUGCAGGUGAUUAUAAGCGAAAAUGGACAUCAACGUUUGAUUUAGUAUUUUUAAUAAUAAUGAUUCUAAUAUUAAUUUCGAAUUGUGUAAUAACAUCACUCAUAAUUCCACAAUUAUGGAAAGAAUGGAAGUUUUGGCUUAAACAGAUGAUAAUAUUUUCUAUAAUGUCUGUUGCAUUGUUUAUUGGUGGUUUGAUAUGUGGGCAUUUUUGCAAUAUAGAUAAAAAUGGUUAUAUUGUAACAAAUAAAUCUAGCCGAUUUAAAGUAAACUACACACGUAAACUACAACAUUUUGUUGCUCAUUUAUUACCGGUAACGUUUAGUGGGGUUCUGCAAACACAAAUAAUAAUACCAGAAACGUUAAAUUUAGCUUGGAGUUAUUGGUUUGUUUUAUUAGUAUUUCUGUUAUUAAUUAAACCAAUACGCGAACGAAUCAGAUUUAUGAUGCUACAAUUUCAUUCGUUAGAUCGACCUGAAGAUCGGCCACACACAUUGUUUUGGAUCGUUGUAGGAAAUAAAUUACCUGGUGUUUUACUAACAGUCUUUUUUAGAUGGUUAUAUCCAUUUACUGGUCAACAAAGAGAUUUAGCUUAUAUUUUUAUAUUUAUUACGAGUAUUGGUGAUGGGUUAGCUGAACCAGUUGGUAUUUAUUUUGGAAAACAUCGAUAUAAAACAAGAGGUCUUUGUAAUAAUACUCUAUAUGAACGUUCUUAUGAAGGUUCUGCAUGUGUAUUUAUUUCAUCAAUUGUAUUUACAUCAACAUUUUGGUAUGCAUUUACAUUACCUACGCAAUUUUGGAUUGCUAUUAUUAUAUUACCAAUAUUGAUGUCAUUUGCUGAAGCAUUAAGUCCACAUUCAUGUGAUACACCCUUUUUACAUAGUGUAGGCGGUUUAACUUUAUUUAUUAUAUCACAUAUAAACAUACAGUGGAUCUAA
This is a messenger RNA of Didymodactylos carnosus, 1002 nucleotides long. Lineage: Eukaryota; Metazoa; Rotifera; Eurotatoria; Philodinida; Philodinidae. The record is from the annotation of a GenBank genome assembly.